Messenger RNA from Paraphaeosphaeria sporulosa, 990 nucleotides. RefSeq lists its product as uncharacterized. The record is from RefSeq and is a predicted model, not a curated record. NCBI's taxonomy places the organism in Eukaryota, Fungi, Ascomycota, Dothideomycetes, Pleosporales, Didymosphaeriaceae. The coding region runs from base 1 to 990 and encodes 329 amino acids. Gene Ontology annotation, biological process: secondary metabolic process. The transcript has 2 exons.
AUGGUUGACCUCACCACAAUCCACGCCUCCAACGCAUCCCUUCCCACCCACCUCACCGCUGUCUUCGUAGGCGGCACCUCAGGCAUCGGCCUCUACACCCUCCUCGCCCUCGCGCGGCGCUGCAAAGUCCCCAAUAUCUACUUCAUCGGGCGCUCUCAACAAGCCGCAGAUCGCAUCCUCGCCGACCCGCACACCCUCAAUCCAAAUGGCACGUACACCUUCAUCCCCUCCGAUGUCUCCCUCAUCAAAAACGUCGACGCCGUCUGCGCCCAAAUCGCCGCCAGAGAGUCCCACAUCAACAUCUUGUGUCUGAGCCAGGGCACCAUGUCCGUCGGUCAGGAGACGUCUGAGGGCAUGCAUCUCAUCGCCUCGCUCAUCCUCCACUCCCGCAUACGCUUUACCGUAAACUUGCUCCCCCUCCUGCGCGCGGCGCCUGGGACAAAGCGCGUGGUGUCCAUCUUCACGGGGACCAAGGAGGGCCCGCUCACGGCACCAGAGCUGCAAAUGCGCACCGUUAAGAGCCCGCUCAAAGCGCGUGGACAGGCCGCCAGCGCGGUGACGUUGUUGCUUGAGGAGAUGGGCAGGCGCGCGCCAGAGGUAGGAUUCGUGCAUACGUAUCCCGGCUUCGUGAGUAGCAACAUCGGGCGGGACUUUGGGGUUGUGGUAAAAGGGCUGGGGUGGGUGUUGGAGAGGACGGUGGGGAAGUGGCUGUAUAUCCCCGUGGAGGAGAGCGGGGAGCGGAAUUUGUGGCUGUGUACGAGUGGGAGAUUCGCUGGGGCUGCUGCGGGAGAGGAGAAGGGUGUCGAGGUGGCGGUUGGGACGGAUGGGCGUGCGGGCAGCGGGGUGUACACUAUUGACGAGAAGGGGGAGAGCGGUUGCGAGGCGGUGCUGCAGGUCCUUCGCGAUAUGCGGGUGCAAAAGAGAGAUGUAUGGGCGUGGGAAGAAGUCCGUAAAGAGUUCCUCCGAAUAACAGGAAAAGAGAGUAUGUAG